Messenger RNA from Thunnus maccoyii (southern bluefin tuna), 3033 nucleotides. RefSeq names its product atypical chemokine receptor 3a (gene ackr3a). Gene Ontology annotation, cellular component: membrane. The transcript has 2 exons. The coding region runs from base 242 to 1375 and encodes 377 amino acids. Gene Ontology annotation, molecular function: chemokine binding; coreceptor activity; G protein-coupled receptor activity. NCBI's taxonomy places the organism in Eukaryota, Metazoa, Chordata, Actinopteri, Scombriformes, Scombridae. The record is from RefSeq and is a predicted model, not a curated record. Gene Ontology annotation, biological process: chemotaxis; vasculogenesis; G protein-coupled receptor signaling pathway.
CAGAACGAGGGACAGCCUCAGAUCCAUGCUGAGAGGCGAGAGAAAGCGCGCCGAAGUUUUCCUGCAGUGGAGCGAGCUGAAGUUAUCCUUCAACAGCAAACACUAAAGCGAAAACUAAUCUGAGAAAAGGAGUGUUUGGAGGGAGGAAGACUUAAAAAAACAAACAAACAGGAUCUGUCCAAGGUCAGAGGUGGUGUGUGUUAACUCCCAGUGGUCUGUGGUCCUCUCCCAGUGCUGAAAAAUGAGUCUGAGUACCAGUGACCUGGAGGACCUGUGGGAGUCGUUGGGGUAUCUCAACUUCUCUGACACCUUUGGCAACAUAUCAAGCGUGGACACAAUGACGUGUGCCACGGCAUUCAACCGGAGCGCCUUGCUCUACUCCAUGUGUGUCCUCUACACUUUUAUCUUCAUCGUUGGUCUGGCUGCCAACGCUCUGGUCCUCUGGGUCAAUAUCCGUGCUCCAAGAGACUCCACCUCUCGCCAUGAGACACACAUGUACAUCACCCACCUGGCAGUCGCAGACCUGUGUGUGUGCGUCACUCUGCCUGUGUGGGUGAGCUCACUGGCCCAGCACGGCCACUGGCCCUUUGGUGAAGUGGCGUGUAAACUCACACACCUUGUGUUCUCCGUCAACCUCUUCAGCAGCAUCUUCUUCCUGGCGUGCAUGAGUGUAGACCGCUACCUAAGUGUGACGCGGCACGGAGAAAACGAGGGAAGCAUGUGCAGGAAGCUAAUCCGCCCCACAGCAUGUGUGGGGGUGUGGCUUCUGGCUCUGGUGGCCUCCUUGCCAGACACUUACUUCCUGCAUACUGUGAAGGCAUCGCAUGGAGACACCAUGCUGUGCAGGCCUGUGUACCCAGAGGACAACCCCAGGGAGUGGAUGGUGGGAGUGCAGCUGAGCUUCAUCCUGCUGGGCUUUGUUCUCCCCUUCCCAAUUAUCGCAGUGUUCUACGCCCUGCUAGCCAAAGCUUUCACUCGCUCGUCUUCUCCUUUAUCUUCCACAUUAGAGCAGGAGCGACGUGUGAGCCGCAGGGUGAUCCUGGCUUAUAUCGUGGUUUUCCUGGGCUGCUGGGGGCCGUACCAUGGCGUCCUCCUGGUUGAUGCUCUCUCUCAGAUGGGUCUGGUGCCUCUGACCUGUGGCCUGGAGAAUUUGAUCUAUGUGGCCUUACACCUCACCCAGUGCCUGUCCUUGCUCCACUGCUGUUUCAAUCCCAUCCUCUACAACUUCAUCAACAGAAACUACCGUUAUGACCUCAUGAAGGCCUUCAUCUUUAAAUACUCCACGACGACAGGCUUGGCACGCCUCAUUGAGCCUUCCAACAUAUCUGAGGCUGAGUACUCUGCCGUAGCUGUAGACAACCCACCGCUGAUCUGAAACUACUCUAUGAGCAUUUUUUUGAACACUGUUGCUAAAUCUAAAUAGCUAUAAUGCAAUGUAAACUUAUGUUACAACUGAUUUAUUCUUAGAAGGAUCUGUCCACUGUUAGCAUUAUGUUUGACAUUAGAUGAAAAUGAGAAGAAAUAAAGAAAAUGCUAUUGUCUUUACAGACGAGUCACGUAGAAAAUCGUGAGGACUGGCUAAUAACAACUUUGAUGGACUGGUUGAAAAAGCACUUAGAGAGCAGUUUUAUUAUAUGGAGCUGAUACUGAAAUCAUAUAAAUAUUGUAACUCAUAUGUAAAGCCAAAAGAGUGACUGUAAAUGUGUAAAAUCAUUGCCUUUACAUGAUAUGUAGGAUUGUAUUGUGUUUGUGUGUGUAAAUUGGGGUUGGGGGAGGCUAAAAAAAAUCCCUCCCUCAACUUUGUGCAUAAUCUGAUGGGCAUUGAUAGUAUUAGCAGAGUAAUAUUUUUAAUCUUUCAAGUUGUAUUUAUGUAUAUUUUAGCUGUUUUUUUUGCCUCUUUCAUGUUGUAAUUCACACACUGAGUCUGCUGAACGCUCCACUUCAUACAAUGCUGCCUCAUCAUUUUAGUCACUGCACUGACCGGCUCAGUGUUCAAGUCCUGCUGUCUUAGUAUUAAUCAUAUCCUCAUGUCAUAUUAGUUCAAUCCUUCAGACAAGUAAUUUAAAUCAAUUUGGAGUUGUUGCAUGCAACUAAGGUCUUUGAAUUAUCUUGUGAAUGUGUGUUCUGUGUGUCAUAGCUUUACAAUUAGGGAAAUAUGCUCAUUUCCUUUCUUGCUGAGAAACGUGAAGCUACAGCCAGCUUAGAUUAGUUUAGCAUAAUGACUGGGAGCAGAGGGAAACUGCUAGCCUGGCUGUGUCAAAAAGUAACAAAGUCUGCCUACCAGCGCGUCUAAAGCUCAGUAAUUAACAUGUUGCAUCUUGCUCGUUUAAUCCGUCCUCAAACAUGCUACAUGCAAAUCAACUUUCUAGUUUUAUUUUCAUUCUAAAUAUUUCCAAAAUGUUGUCUGAAUGCUUCAACUGGGACUACUAAGAUUAAAGAGCAGAUAGAUAUAACUCCCAUAUCCUCUGUACCAUAUAUGUACAGUAUGAAUUGUUAAACUGUACGGUCUCUUUGCAUUGCAUCAAUCCUAGUAGUGCAAAUGAUUCACAUAGUUUAUGUGGUAUUAAUCCUGCCGUGUCAGCACAUAGACCACAGACAGCUAAGAUGUUUAUGACCAAACAAUGACUGAAAAGCUUUACUGCGCUCAUGUUCUGUAGGCAGCAGCUGUGAUGUGCAACAACCAAAUGUUUAUUAGGGACCAAAUAACCAAAAAACAUCACUGCAUUGCUUUAAAGUUUGUGUGUGUGUGUGUGUGUGUGUGUGUGUGUGUGUGAUGUGUCACAGCUUGACACUAAGAGACAAUGUUUUAUGUGUCAUAAACAUUGAGCUAUACAGUUUACUCACUGUCUGUUGUAGGAAACAGCAUACUCUUUUGAUGUGCUGACAUAGAGCGCAUUGUGUCAUGUGAUUGGUUACACAUGUAUGCUUUUACACUGACUUCAUGUUGCGAUUAGAAAAGAUUGAACAGAGGCAUUCCUAUGGUAUUGUAAUGUUUAACAUAUGUUUUGUUAUGUAUUAAAUACACAGAAAAUG